Quercus robur (English oak) is the source of this 1215-nucleotide messenger RNA. RefSeq lists its product as uncharacterized. Gene Ontology annotation, biological process: DNA integration. Bases 1 to 1215 code for a protein of 404 amino acids. NCBI's taxonomy places the organism in Eukaryota, Viridiplantae, Streptophyta, Magnoliopsida, Fagales, Fagaceae. The record is from RefSeq and is a predicted model, not a curated record. Gene Ontology annotation, molecular function: nucleic acid binding. The transcript is spliced from 4 exons.
AUGAGAUACUUGAUGGAGGAGGUGACUGUUGAAAAAGAUACUGUGAUAGCCAGGAUUAGAAGUGACCAUGGAAGAGAAUUUGAGAAUACCAAGCUAGCUACCUUCUACAAUGAACAAGGCACACAUCAAGAGUUCUCCUCACCCAAGACACCACAACAAAAUGGAAUAGUUGAACGGAAAAAUAGGGUUGUUCAGAAGAUGACAUGUGUCAUGCUACACAAUAAAAAGUUGCCAAAAUCUUUCUGGGGAGAAGCAGUUAACACUGCUUGUCAUACACUCAACCGGGUGUAUUUCAGACCUGAUUCCAAGAAGACUCCUUAUGAACUCUGGAGAAGAAAGAAGCCGGUUGUUAAGUAUUUCAGGAUAUUUGGUAGUGAUUGUUACAUUCUACGUGAUAGAGAGAACUUAGAAAAAUUUGAUGCAAAGAGUGACAAGGGAUAUUUUCUAGGGUACUCCUCUACUAGUAGAGCAUAUAGAGUAUAUAAUCUAAGAACCAAAACAGUCAUGGAAUCGUCAAAUGUUGUGAUCAAUGAUGAAGUAUGUCUAGUAGCACAUUCAGAAAGUACUGCUCCGAUUCAAGAUAAGCCUAUGGAGGUUAAUGACUCACUUCUUGUUGAUUAUGUUGGGAAACAUAGUGAUAAGGAUUUGAUGGUGUUGAAUGAUGCAGUUUCUGUGCCAUCAAGUCUUGAACCAUCCACUCCGGUUCAUGAGACUCAACAGGCUCAACAUGAGUUUAGUCUUUCAUCAAAACAGAAAGGAGAUAAAUCACUGUUCAAGACACUCAAAGAGAAGGUUGGUGAUUAUGUGACUUUUGGUGAUGGAAGUCAUGCUCAAGUUCUCGGUAUAGGGACUAUUGAUAUACCUGGAUUACCUCUAUUGAAAGAUGUAUUAUACAUCAAAGGGCUGAAGGCAAAUCUUUUGAGCAUCACUCAAACAUGUGAUGAGGAUUUCCUUGUCCAAUUCUCGAAGAAGGGAUGCUUAAUCAUCAAUGAAGAAGGGAUUCAAGUCUUGGAGGGAAAUAGGACUACAGAUAAUUGCUAUGGAGUAGUUCCUACGACACCCAUUUCGUGUAGAAGUGCUCGUGUUGACAUGUUGGAACUUUGGCAUCAUAGAUUUAGGCAUGCGAAUUUCAAACAAGUAGCUAAAGUGUCUAAAUUUGAAGCAGUUGAGGGACUUCCAAAGAGGAAAGAGGUACAUUAUGGUCAUUAUGGAUGA